Messenger RNA from Rhagoletis zephyria (snowberry fruit fly), 542 nucleotides. NCBI's taxonomy places the organism in Eukaryota, Metazoa, Arthropoda, Insecta, Diptera, Tephritidae. The record is from RefSeq and is a predicted model, not a curated record.
GAGAAGACCAGUGCGACUGGAUCGCCGUGCACGUGGUGGACUUCUUCAACCGCAUCAACCUGAUCUACGGCAUCGUCACCGACUACUGCACCGAUGAGACCUGUCCGAAGAUGUCCGGCGGGCAGAAGUACGAGUACCUGUGGGCGGACGGCGUCACCUACAAGAAGCCAGUGCCCCUGCCCGCCAACAAGUACAUCAGCCUGCUGAUGGACUGGAUCGAGUCGCAGAUCAACAAUGAGACGCUCUUUCCCACCAAGAGCGACGUGCCCUUUCCCAAGACCUUUGUGCCCACCUGCAAGAAGAUCCUCACGCGCCUCUUUCGCGUCUUUGUCCACGUCUACAUUCACCACUUUGACCGCCUGCUGGCGAUUGGCGCCGAGGCGCACUGCAACACCUGCUACAAGCACUUCUACUUCUUCAUCAAGGAGUUUGAUCUGGUCAGCGCCAAGGAGUUUGAUCCACUGUCUGAACUGACGAGAAGGCUCUGUGAUGGCAAUUACCGACAAUCAACCACUGGCGUUGAGAUGAGGAACGGCAAAUAA